Molecule: messenger RNA, 1017 nt
Organism: Trichoderma harzianum CBS 226.95
Lineage: Eukaryota; Fungi; Ascomycota; Sordariomycetes; Hypocreales; Hypocreaceae
Exons: 7
Coding region: 1-1017 (338 amino acids)
Biological process (GO): small GTPase-mediated signal transduction
Molecular function (GO): GTP binding; GTPase activity
Source: RefSeq, a predicted model, not a curated record
AUGCCGGGAGAACUCGCCGAGUCCAUCGACAACUGGAGACAUUCGGUCCCCAGCCGCAUGGAGCGCGAGGAUCCCUUCGUCAACGAUGGCUUCGUGCCUCGACCCGAGACUCGCGUCACCUUUCGUGAGCCGGAGAAGCCUCCUGCUCGCCGUCCAUCGACCCGCAUCGCCAUGAUGCGAGCCGCCAUCCCGCUCUUCCGCCGCUCCAACGGCCCCAACGCGCUCCAGCCAUCCCUCAUGGAACGCCCCGAGACGGCCCUGGGAGUUCGGGACGAAGAAGAGGACGAAGCGGUGACUGAGGCGAAGAACCCCAUCCGAGGCUUUUUUGCCCUGUUUGGUCGCAAGAGAAAGCACCGUAGUCCUUCGCCCACUCCCACGGUUGUCCUCGAUACGCCCUUGACCCUUCACUUUUUGUUUGUCGGCGCCCAGGGUGCUGGACAGACGUCUUUGCUUUUCCGUGCUCGUUACGGUCAUUUCCCCGACUCGAGCGCCAUCACUCGCACCUGUUACGAGACGUACACCAACCACCGCAUGUACUACUCUCAGCCGGACACCUCGGGCGCACCAGACUUGAACACGGUUGAGCGACUGUCGUACGUGCAGUGGGACGGCAUCUUCCUUUGCUUUGAUAUCAAAGAGAAGAAUUCUCUUCACACUAUUCUUCAGUGGUGGCAGAACGCUGUGCAGGGCGGUUUCCUCAGCCAGCAACAGAGCGAGGUUCUUCUUCACCUCAUCGGCAUGAAGAAGGAUCAGCGUGCUGAGUGCCUUGAUGAGGCCCACCGACUUCAAGGCCCCUUUGAUCCUUCAUAUGCGCCUUUUCCCACCUGCUGCGUGAUCCCCCAUGAUGCCAUGUGGUACGCUCGUCGUAUCGGAUGCCACCGCUACCUCGAGUGCUCUGCCAAGACCGGCGAAGGAGUGGACGUGAUGAUCGAAGAAGCCGGCGCCGAAGCGACCAGACGAGCCAUCAUAAUUGCUCGCAUGAUGCGCAUGGCGCCCGGCAAGAGACGCCUCUUCUAA